This is a messenger RNA of Dentiscutata heterogama, 298 nucleotides long. Lineage: Eukaryota; Fungi; Glomeromycota; Glomeromycetes; Diversisporales; Gigasporaceae. The record is from the annotation of a GenBank genome assembly.
AUGAAUUCUAUGGAAUUUGAACUUCUCGAAACAAUCUUAUAUGAUCCACCCGCUGGAUUUUUUUUACUUGAUAAACACUUAUCACGUAUAAAAAAAUCUUCUAUUUAUUUUUCUGAAAAUUACGGAUUUUUUAAAAAAAUUGCAACUCCAAAGUUUAGUAAUUUGAUCGGGACGAAACUAUACCAAUGUGUUGAAAAGUUGGGAGAAAAUGUUAAGCAGAGAGUAAGGUUAACUAUAAACAAGGAUGGAAUACCAACCGUGUCAAGCACUAUUUUACAACCCUUGACAUCAUCACCAG